AUGGACUUCUAUUGUUUGCUCCAACAGUUUAUUAAGCACUUCGCUGACAAAAUGGUGAAGGUAAGGUGCUGCAAGGAUUGUAGAGAAGAGACUUGGACCAUUUCUUUUCAGUGUGUGAGCCAGCCUCAUGCUAUUGGGUCACAUGAUACGCAAUGGAAGCACUUGCUUACUAUUGUUUGUUCAGAGGGGCCUGACAAUUUCAGGGCAAAAGUUUAACCAGGUGUCCAGAAAAAUCUUGUUUUGUGAAAGGCGGAGUUCCCAACAAGUAUCUCCUCUUGGCUGUCAAAUGAGGGGUACUUGCUCUGUGAGGCAGUAGAGGUCUAGUGCUCCCAAGUGUAUAAACAACUACCUGACUUUUAGAAGACAUCUGAAGGCAGCCCUGCUUAGGGAAGCUUUUAAUGUUUGAUGUUUUAUCAUGUUUUUUCAUAUAUUCUGUUGGGAGCCACCCAGAGGGGCUGGGGAAACCCAACCAGAUGGGCAGGGUAUAAAUAAUAAAUUGUUAAUGCUAAUAGUAAUAAUAAUAAUAAUCUAUUUUAUUUGCGGCCACAGAUACCGGCAGCAGCACCCUCGGCUAUGGAAUCCUCAUCCUCAUGAAGUACCCCCAGGUAGCAGGUGAGGUAAAUGGUAAAGUCGUUCUGUUGCUCACAUUUUAUUAUUUAUACAUUUACUGCAUUUCUAGGCCCACUUUAUCUUCCAAGGAGCUCAAGGUUCUGCUCCUCCCCAUUUCAUCCUCACAGCAACCCUGUGAGUCAGGGGUCAGCAACCUUUUUCAGCAGGGGGCCGGUCCACAGUCCCUCAGAUCAUGUGGUGGGCCAGACUAUGUUUUGAAGGGGGGGGGAAUGAACGAAUUCCUAUGCCCCACAAAUAACCCAGAGAUGCAUUUUAAAUAAAAGUACACAUUUUACUCAUGUAAAAACACCAGGCAGGCCCCACAAAUAACCCAGAGAUGCAUUUUAAAUAAAAGGACACACACUACUCAUGUAAAAACACGCUGAUUCCCGGACUGUCUGCGGGCCAGAUUGAGAAGGUGAUUGCAGCCUAACUGGCCACGUGAGUACUUUUUCCUGUUCUUUUUCAAUGCACGUUAUAGGGGGGGUGUUCUGAAUGCAGGCUAUUUAUUCCACAUUUUUCAUCCCACUGUUUGGCUCCUAAGAAGUCCUCAAGGCAGCUUGAAGUAAGAAAACACCACCCUAGAAUAAUGUGGACAAUGGGAUGGUCUGCAGGGGUUUGCCACGCCAUCCACCUCUUUGCCAACCAGAUCAGGAUGCGGAAUGGUCUGGCUGCAACUAUCGGCACCUGAGAAUGUCACCCGCAGAUGCCACUCAUUUGCUCACAGGACCCACAGCUGCAGCUCAUCUGCGAGUGGGAGAUACCCAAAGAUAAUGCCAUUCUCCCAUGCUAGCAUGUGGAUUUGGUUCCCUCUGGUGCCCAAAGACAGGAAAUGCUGGUCUUUGCCAGCCUGCUCACAUUCCCUCCCCUUUUUGAUCAGAAGAGAACCGUGGUAUGUCCCCCACCCCCCAAUUCGUCUCCUCAGGCUUGUCUCAGUUUCCCUUUGUGGAUAGUCUGGACUGAGCCAGCAUCUGACUGUGUUAUUGUAUAAGUUUCUCAUUUCGGUUUUUAUCCUAGUUUCAGCACGGGGCUCCUCUAGACACAAGUGGAAAGGGGGCAUGGAUAUAACGUUUUCACCUUUGGAAGUGAGAAGGGACAAUUUGUGGUCAUGGUUCCUCUUGUUUCCUGCUUUCAGGAUGAAGCCCUGGUUCGUGCAGCGGCAGUUAGACACCUGGGGCUGCUGCGGGGCAGGGCUGGGCAGCGGUGGUGUCCCUGCUUGCCGGAGGAAGGCAUUGCGGAAGUGGUGAAUGUGAUCAUUCACCUGGAGAACACAGAAGAGGUGGCAGAGGUGAGGGCCUGCAUGGAUUGUUCUCUGGAACCUCAUGGACAUGUCCACUUUUGAGGCCACUAACCUCUCCAGCUUCCUCCCCUUCUCUUGACUCCCUCCCUCUCCCUAUCUAUGACUUGGGGCUUCAUUCUUUUGGGAUUAUCACCCCGCUUCUCUUCUUGCAUUGCAGGCAGCAAAGGCUGUUCUGAAGCUGCUGGUCCCCAAAGUCAUCUGGUGGGCAGAACCGAAUGUGUUCCACCUGCACCAUGCGCUGCAUAAGGCAGCUAAAUAUUUGGUAAGGUCACCUUCAUUCUUGGGAUGCUUCUAACUGCUUUGUGAGCUGGUGUAAAGAGACCAGGGCAGCUUUGUGCAGGGUUGUCCCGUUUUAUCUUUCCAACCGCCCAGUCAGGUUGGUAAUGGGAGCAGCUGUGCCAGGAGCCUCUAGAGAAGCUCCUAGCCAUGUGGCGAAUUGGGCCCAAGUCUCCCUCAUCCAGCUCCUGUGCUCUUAGUCUGUGCAUUAAAUCACAUGGGAUGUCUUUGGCAUUUAAGGUGGGUAUAGGAUAUUACGGAAUUAGGAUUGCCGGAAGAAAUAUCAACAACCUCAGAUAUGCAGAUGACACAACCUUGAUGGCAGAAAGUGAGGAGGAAUUAAAGGACCUUUUAAUGAGGGUGAAAAAGGAGAGCACAAAAUAUGGUCUGAAGCUCAACAUCGGAAAAAACCGAAGAUCGUGGCAACUGGGCCCAUCACCUCCUGGCAAAUAGAAGGGAAAGAAAUGGAGGCUGUGAGAGAUUUUACUUUCUUGGGCUCCAUGAUCACUACAGAUGGUGACAGCAGUCACGAAAUUAAAAGACGCCUGCUUCUUGAGAGAAAAGCAAUGACAAACCUAGACAGCGUCUUAAAAAGCAGAGACAUCACCUUGCCAACAAAGGUCCGUAUAGUUAAAGCUAUGGUUUUCCCAGUAGUGAUGUAUGGAAAUGAGAGCUGGACCGUAAAGAAGGCUGAUCGCCGAAGAAUUGAUGCUUUUGAAUUAUGGCGUAAGAGGAGACUCUUGAGAGUCCCAUGGACUAGAAGACGAUCAAACCUCUCCAUUCUGAAGGAAAUCAGCCCUGAGUGCUCACUGGAAGGACAGAUCAUGAAGCUGAGGCUCCAGUACUUUGGCCACCUCAUGAGAAGAGAAGACUCCCUGGAAAAGACCCUGAUGUUCGGAAAGAUGGAGGGCACAAGGAGAAGGGGACGACAGAGGACAAGAUGGUUGGACAGUGUUCUCGAAGCUACCAGCAUGAGUUUGACCAAACUGCGGGAGGCAGUGGAGGACAGGAGUGCCUGGCGUGCUCUGGUCCAUGUGGUCAUGAAGAGUCGGAAACGACUAAACAACAAUAGGAUAUUCUGCUAUGUGCACAAACCUGCCAUUUCUCCAUUUUCUUUUCUGAUAGAUCAAGACGUACAGCAAGGACAUCGUCCGGGGUGCUGCCAUGAGCUUAUUGCAGCCUGCUGCCAACAAACAGGUAUGUGUCCCGAGUGGCAGCACUGCUUGUUGGUAAGUAAAGCAACAUCCAUCCCUGGUAGGGAUGGAUGGACUCAGCUCUUGAAUGAUGGAAAUUACAAGCCAGGCAUGUGACUAGGCAGGGGCCCAGGCACCUCCUGAAUCUUUUUUCUGAGUGCCCCAUGGAGUGUCUCAGGAUGGUAAUGAAUUUCAGGAAACUGGAUUGGUAUGCAGUGCCACUAUGAAUUCCUGCCCCGCACAUCAUGGCACUUGUAAGCCACUCCUAGAGUACCUGUUCUCCUCCCCACCCUCCCUUUGAUUCCAUUGGCCUUUCAGAGUGUGACCUCGCUUUUCCCCACUGUCCCUCUAGGACACCUGGCUCACAGCACGGCCAUGUUCAUUAUGGAAGAGGAUGUCUUCCUACUGUUCCUGUAAGUGA
Messenger RNA from Podarcis lilfordi (Lilford's wall lizard), 3799 nucleotides. Lineage: Eukaryota; Metazoa; Chordata; Lepidosauria; Squamata; Lacertidae. The record is from the annotation of a GenBank genome assembly.